AUAUGGGACAAAAGGGAGCAAUGAAAUGUACUUCCGGAGAGAAAGGUGAAAGGAUAAAGUAAGAGAUCUCCAGAAAACGCUGUUUUGUUCAAGUAAAGUUACUUUAAUGUAGCUAUUUAUUUGGCGAAAGAAAAGCUGAUGCAAUGUCGGAUCCAGAUUUAAUAGGACCUGCGUUGCCGCCGAUGUUUCAGACGACUAAGGGGGAUGAAUCUGACGAGGAACCUCCCAUAGGUCCAGCGUUGCCCCCUGUGUACAGAGCAGAUUUCUCGUCCAGUUCCUCUGACGACGAAGAAGAGACCUAUAGAAGAGGGAAAAGCAGCUCGUCAAAAUGUAGUCCCAGAUCUAGAAAAAAAAUAAGAGUGGAUAUUGGUUCAGGUGAGACACUGGGAGCUGAUGAUGAUGAUGAUGAUGAUGAUGGAUUUUUUGGCCCAGCUCUUCCUCCUGGAUAUCAAAAGAAACAAAUGUCACCUGACAGACCACCUCUGCUGGGACCCGCGCUGCCUCCGGGCUUUUGCAGACCAAGGGAUGAAGACGAGGAAGCAAAUGAUGAAGAUGGAGGAGGAAUCUUGGGCCCUGCCCUCCCCCCAGGCUAUAAGCCUGAGUCCUCAGGCAGUGAGGAGGAUGAUGAAGAUGAUGAAGUUGUCGGGCCAAUGCCUUUUAAAGGGGAUAGGGCAUCUCUUAACUCCGUCGCCCUGGACAUCGAGAGACGCGCUCAGAAGAUGAAAGACAAACUAACUGGUGUAAACGAUGGUCCUGAGGAGGUGAAGAGGGAGACCUGGAUGACUGAGCUGCCCCCGGUGCUGCAGCACAUCGGGCUGGGUGCCCGCACGUUUAAGAAGAAGUCAGGCCCAGAGACCAAGGACCGCAGCCUUUGGACGGAUACCCCAGCAGAUAGGGAGCGCAAGGCCAGGGAGCGUCAGGAAGGGAAGAAAAGUGAGGAGUCGACAAAGGAGGCGCCAUGUCUCCCACGGAAGGAUGUUGAAAUGGCAGAGAAAGUGGCCAAAUACAAUGAGUCCAAACGUGGGGAGUCUCUCAUCAAAAUGCACACCAAGAACUUAAAGAGGAAAGCGGAGGAGGAGGGCAAGAAGCCAGUAGAGAGGAGGGCCUUUGACCGUGACCAAGACCUGCAGGUCAACCGCUUCGAUGAGGCCCAGAAGAAGAGCCUGCUGAAGAAGUCUGCGGAGCUGAACACGCGGUUCUCGCAUAGUAAAGAUCGUAUGUUUCUGUAGCCAGCACACAUUCAACUGCCACCUGCCAGCAGUGCGAGUCUCUCUUGGGUUCAUGUGUGUGUGUAGAAUAUCAGUUCAGUUGCAUUAGGAGGUUAGUAUAUUGUUCUCAAAGAGAAAAAGCCAUAUAAAACAUUGUAUUUGACUCUGUGUUGCAUAUAAUUUGAUACCAAGGCUGCAGAAUUGUUUUAAUGUGUUGAUAUGUGUCAAUCUUCAAUUCAUGACCAAGACUUUCUGUUGUUGGUGGUCUUCUUUUUUAUAUUUUCUGUAUGCUUCGUUUUUUUUUUAAUUCUUUAUUGUCAAACAUUCAGAUACACUUAUAUUUUCCUGGUCUGUUUUUUUUAUCAAUUCUUAUUUUUGCAAAUCUGCUAAAUAUCCACUCUCAUCCAGAGUAUUUAGAUCUGAAUUUAUUCAUAGUUGUACAAAUUACAAACGUGUGUGUGUGUGCGUGCGCACAUGCAUGCAAUGAUCUUAAUAAUGUCAUUGUAUGUGUUGUCCUCUGUCUACACUAUGUGUUGUGUGGUAAUCGUGUAAUUUACUUUGAACAUCAUUGAAAUAAAUGUGUCAAACACGUUGGUCUUA
Molecule: messenger RNA, 1808 nt
Organism: Alosa sapidissima (American shad)
Lineage: Eukaryota; Metazoa; Chordata; Actinopteri; Clupeiformes; Clupeidae
Gene: gpalpp1
Product: GPALPP motifs containing 1
Exons: 7
Coding region: 144-1229 (361 amino acids)
Source: RefSeq, a predicted model, not a curated record